This is a messenger RNA of Carlito syrichta (Philippine tarsier), 2262 nucleotides long. It is a transcript of the gene KEL, whose product is annotated as Kell blood group, metallo-endopeptidase. The coding region runs from base 1 to 2262 and encodes 753 amino acids. Lineage: Eukaryota; Metazoa; Chordata; Mammalia; Primates; Tarsiidae. The transcript is spliced from 19 exons. Gene Ontology annotation, molecular function: metalloendopeptidase activity. Gene Ontology annotation, biological process: protein processing. Gene Ontology annotation, cellular component: plasma membrane. The record is from RefSeq and is a predicted model, not a curated record.
AUGCCGCAGCGAUACCUGGGCGCUCAGACAGCAGGCGGGUCGCAGAACGUGGUCCUGGCUUCUCUCUCCUCCUUCCUCCUCCACUCACUUCAGGAGGGUGGGGACCAAAGUGAAGAAGAGCUGAGAGGACAGAGCCAGGCCCGUGGAACGGGGAGCUCUCCAGAAGAAAGGCUGUCCACAGCAUGGUGGGCAUCGGCCAGGCGAGUGCUGACAGCCAUCCUGCUUUUUGGCCUGCUCCUUGGUUCUUCUGUGCUUUUGUUCUACAUCUUCUGGAACUGUGGUCCUCGCCUCUGUGAGACUCCUGUGUGUUUGGAUCUCCGGGCUCGUUACCAGGCCUCUGGGAACACCAGCGCGGCCCCCUGCAACGACUUCUUCAGCUUUGCCUGUGGCAAGGUCAAAGGAUCCAGCAAUUCUUUUCAGAGUCUUGCUGAGGAGAACAAGAGCCAACUUCGGAGAAUACUAGAGGCCCAGGAUCCCUUGUACCCAGGCUCUGGGGAGGAGAAAGCCUUCCAGUUCUAUAGCUCUUGCAUGGACACACACUCCAUUGAAGCUGCAGGGGCUGGUCCCCUCAGACAAGUUAUUGAAGAGCUUGGAGGCUGGUGCAUCUCUGGUAAUUGGACUUCCUUAGACUUUAAUCGAACUCUGAGACUUCUGAUGAGUCAAUAUGGCCACUUCCCUUUCUUCAGAGCCUAUCUGGGACCUCAUCCUGCUUCUCCACAUACACCAGUCAUCCAGAUAGACCAGCCUGAGUUUGAUGUUCCCCUCAAGCAAAAGCAGGAACAGAAGAUCUAUGCUCAGAUCAUUCGGGAAUACCUGACUUACCUGAAUCGACUGGGAACUUUGCUGGGAGGAGACCCAGGCAAGGUGCAAGAACAUGCCUCUUUGUCCAUCUCUAUUACUUCGAGGCUGUUUCAGUUUCUGAGGCCCCUGGAGCAUCGGUGGACACAAGGCAAGCUCUUCCAGAUGGUCACUAUCCACCAGCUCCAGGAAAUGGCCCCUGCCAUCGACUGGUUGUCCUGUUUGCAAGCAACAUUUACACCGAUGUCCCUGAGCCCUUCCCAGCCCCUCGUGGUCCAUGACCUGGAGUAUUUGAAAAACAUGUCGCACCUGGUAGAGGAGCUGCUAUUGACACACAGGGACUUUCUGCAGAGCCACAUGAUCUUGGGGCUGGUUGGGACCCUUUCUCCAGCCCUGGACAGCAAAUUCCAGGAGGCACACAGAGAGCUGAGCCAGAAACUGCGGGAGCUGACAGAACAACCACCCAUGCCCGCCCGCCCGCGAUGGAUGAAGUGCGUGGAGGAGACAGGCACCUUCUUUGAGCCCACCCUGGCGGCCUUGUUUGUUCGCGAGGCCUUCGGCCCGAGCACCCGAAGUGCUGCUAUGGAAUUAUUCACUGCAAUCCAGGAUGUUCUCGUCACUCGCCUCAGAAGGCUUCCUUGGAUGGAUGAGGAGACCCAGAAAGCAACCCAGCAAAAGGUAUCCCAACUGCAGGUGGAGAUGGGAGCCCCGGAAUGGGCCCUGAAGCCAGAGAUGGCCAGACAAGAAUACAGCGAUAUACAACUUGGACCCACCUUCCUACAGUCUGUCUUGAGCUGCCACCGAUCCCUCCGAGCUAGAAUUGUCCGGAGCUUCUUGCACCCCCCCUCCCCCCAUAGAUGGAAGGUGUCCCCCUGGGAGGUCAAUGCUUACUAUUCAACAUCUGACCAUGUGGUGGUCUUCCCAGCUGGACUCUUCCAACCCCCAUUCUUCCACCUUGGCUACCCCAGGGCUGUGAACUUUGGUGCUGCUGGCAGCAUCAUGGCCCACAAGCUGUUGCAGAUCAUCUAUCAGCUCUGGCUUCCUGGGGACUGCCCGGCCUGUGAUGCCCGUGCCCUCCAUGGGGCACGCCUGUGCCUGGAGCACCAUUAUGCUGCCUUCCUGUUACCCAGCAGAACCUCCUUCAAUGACUCCUUCACUUUCCUGGAGAAUGUCGCAGACGUGGGUGGGUUGGCUGUUGCACUGCAGGCAUACACCAAGAGGUUGUUAUGGCACAGUGGGGAGACCACCUUGCCCAGCCUGGACCUCAGCCCACAGCAGAUCUUCUUCCGAAGCUAUGCCCAGGUGAUGUGUAGGAAGCCUAGCCCCAAGGACUCUCAUGACACUCAUAGCCCUCCCCCUCUCCGAGUCCACGGGCCCCUCAGCAGCACCCCAGCCUUUGCCAGACAUUUCCACUGUCCACGUGGUGCCCUCUUGAACCCCUCCAACCGCUGCCAGCUCUGGUAA